GUGGCUGCUGGGAAUUAUUAAUGCCUAUAUUCAAACGACCCGGAAGUGGGGCGGAGCCGGAGCCGCCGCCGUCCCAGAAGUCUCCGGGAAGCUGUCGCGCUGCGCGGUCGAGUUGUUGGUCGUGGGGAAAGAGAGUGGCGCUGGAACCGGGGAGUUAGGACGAGUGCUGUAUGCGGCCGUGGUGUACGGGCCCGUCCGGUGACUGGUGUGUGACCUGUGACAGAUGGAUCUGGCUUAUGUCUGCGAGUGGGAGAAAUGGCCCAAGAGCACCCACUGCCCAUCAGUGCCCCUGGCGUGCGCCUGGUCCUGCCGCAACCUCAUCGCCUUCACCACAGACCUCCGGAACGACGACCAGGACCUGACCCGACUGAUCCACAUCCUGGACACGGAGCAUCCCUGGGAUGUGCACUCUAUCAACUCAGGGCACAGCGAGGCCAUCACCUGCCUUGAGUGGGACCAGUCAGGCUCCCGGCUACUGUCAGCUGAUGCCAACGGACAGAUCAAAUGCUGGAGUAUGGCGGACCAUCUGGCCAACAGCUGGGAGAGCUCUGUGGGCAGCCUGGUGGAAGGGGACCCCAUUGUGGCCCUGUCCUGGCUGCACAACGGUGUGAAGCUGGCACUGCACGUGGAAAAGUCAGGAGUCUCCAGCUUCGGGGAAAAGUUCUCCCGUGUCAAGUUCUCGCCGUCGCUAACGCUGUUUGGGGGCAAGCCCAUGGAGGGCUGGAUCGCAGUGACGGUCAGUGGCCUGGUCACCGUGUCCCUACUCAAGCCUAGCGGGCAGGUGCUAACGUCGACAGAGAGCCUGUGCCGGCUGCGCAGCCGUGUGGCCCUGGCUGACAUUGCCUUCACGGGUGGUGGCAAUAUCGUGGUGGCCACGGCGGAUGGCAGCAGCGCCUGCCCCGUGCAGUUCUACAAGGUGUGUGUGGGCGUGGUUAGCGAGAAGUGCCGUGUGGACACUGAGAUCCUUCCCUCGCUGUUCAUGCGCUGUACCACCGAUCCCAACCGCAAGGCCAGGUUCCCUGCCGUCACCCACCUCAAGUUCCUGGCCCGUGACAUGUCAGAGCAGGUGCUCCUGUGCGCAUCCAGCCAGACGAGCAGCAUCGUGGAGUGCUGGUCCCUGCGGAAAGAGGGGCUCCCUGUGAACAACAUCUUCCAGCAGAUCUCUCCUGUGGUUGGUGACAAGCAGCCCAUGAUUCUUAAAUGGAGGAUCUUGUCGGCCACCAAUGACUUGGACCGGGUAUCUGCUGUGGCACUGCCCAAGCUGCCCAUCUCACUCACCAACACUGACCUGAAGGUGGCCAGCGACACGCAGUUCUACCCUGGCCUCGGGCUGGCCCUGGCCUUCCAUGAUGGCAGCGUCCACAUUGUGCACCGACUGUCACUGCAGACCAUGGCUGUCUUCUACAGCUCUGUGGCCACACGUGCCGUGGAUGAGCCAGCCAUCAAGCGCCCUCGGACCACGGGUCCUGCCGUCCACUUCAAGGCCAUGCAGCUCUCCUGGACCUCCCUGGCCCUUGUGGGCAUCGACAACCAUGGGAAGCUGAGCAUGCUCCGCAUCUCGCCUUCCAUGGGCCACACUCUGGACAUGGGCCUGGCCCUGCGACACCUGCUAUUCCUGCUGGAGUACUGCAUGGUGACUGGCUACGACUGGUGGGAUAUCCUGCUGCACGUGCAGCCGGCCAUGGUGCAGAGCCUCGUGGACAGGCUGCACGAGGAGUACACACGCCAGAGCGCCACCUUGCAGCAGGUCCUCUCCACCCGGAUCCUGGCAAUGAAGGCCUCCCUGUGCAAGCUGUCGCCCUGCACGGUGACCCGCGUGUGCGACUACCAUGCCAAGCUCUUCCUCAUCGCUGUCAGCUCCAUGCUCAAGUCCCUGCUGCGUCCACACAUCCUCAACACGCCCGACAAGAGUCCCGGCGACCGGCUGACCGAGAUCUGCACCAAGAUCACGGAUGUCGACAUCGACAAGGUUAUGAUCAACCUCAAGACAGAAGAGUUUGUGUUAGAUAUGAACACGCUGCAGGCGCUGCAGCAGCUCCUGCAGUGGGUGGGUGACUUCGUGCUCUACCUGCUGGCCAGCCUGCCCAACCAGGGCUCUCCACUGCGGCCGGGCCACAGCUUCCUGCGGGACGGCACCUCGCUGGGCAUGCUGCGGGAGCUGAUGGUUGUCAUCCGCAUCUGGGGCCUGCUGAAGCCCAGCUGCCUGCCUGUGUACACAGCCACCUCCGACACCCAGGACAGCAUGUCCCUGCUCUUCCGUCUGCUCACCAAGCUCUGGAUCUGCUGCCGUGAUGAGGGCCCCACGAGCGAGCCAGACGAGGCUCUCGUCGAUGAAUGCUGCCUGCUGCCCAGCCAGCUGCUCAUCCCCAACCUGGACUGGCUGCCUGUCAGCGACGGCCUGGUCAGCCGCCUGCAGCCCAAGCAGCCCCUGCGGCUGCACUUUGGCAAGGCUCCCACUCUGCCUGGCAGCGCCACCACCUUGCAGCUGGAUGGCCUCAUCAGGGCCCUGACGCCCUCCGGUCUCCCCUCGCCUGCCAGGGCACCGGGCCAGCCCAAGAUGGACCACCUGCGGAGGCUGCAUCUGGGCGCCUAUCCCACGGAGGAGUGCAAGGCCUGCACCAGGUGUGGCUGUGUCACCAUGCUGAAGUCACCCAACAAGACAACGGCCGUCAAGCAGUGGGAGCAGCGCUGGAUCAAGAACUGCCUGUGUGGGGGGCUGUGGCGGCGGAUGGCCCUCAGCUGCCCCUGACUCGGGUCUCUGUGUCUUGUAAAUAGAUUCCUGAUGGGCAGGUGACGCUGCUUCCUCAUUGGUGACAGCAUUCACACACUUGGGACCUUCAUCGGGUGUGUUAAAAAAUAUCUUUGAAAGGUGACUUUUGGGUCCUCAUCACCCAUGACAGGGAGGGCAGGUGAGGACAUGGCCUGAAGCCUCCUCCAGGUGGUGCCCCUCGGCCCAAUGGCACCACUGUCUCUCCCUCAGAGCCUAAUGGCAUGUCCCGGGAGGAGAGGCCCGGCUGUGUAUCUACCCGUCCUGGGUGCUGAGACAGACCUGGGCCUGCCCCUUAGGUCUCACAACCCAACUGCUGACCUCCCCGGACCUGCAGACCCCCAGGAGCACCUCCAGAUGUCCCAGAUCCCAGAUCAGAGGGUCCAGGACAGUCUGGGCAUCUGUCCUUUAAAACGUCCCAUGUGAACCUAUCGGGUGUCCAGUGGUUGCUGCCCGUGAUGCCAGCCAGGCUCCUGCAUCAGUUUGCUCACCUGUAGCUGCUCAUCCAGGGGGCUCUGACCUGGGCCGCCCAAUAAAUGUUCAGCUGGGUUGGGUCACA
Messenger RNA from Rhinolophus ferrumequinum (greater horseshoe bat), 3326 nucleotides. It is a transcript of the gene MED16, whose product is annotated as mediator complex subunit 16. Gene Ontology annotation, biological process: positive regulation of DNA-templated transcription. The record is from RefSeq and is a predicted model, not a curated record. Gene Ontology annotation, molecular function: protein binding. The transcript is spliced from 15 exons. The coding region runs from base 224 to 2749 and encodes 841 amino acids. Lineage: Eukaryota; Metazoa; Chordata; Mammalia; Chiroptera; Rhinolophidae. Gene Ontology annotation, cellular component: mediator complex.